Messenger RNA from Rattus norvegicus (Norway rat), 6987 nucleotides. The record is from RefSeq and is a predicted model, not a curated record. Lineage: Eukaryota; Metazoa; Chordata; Mammalia; Rodentia; Muridae.
UCGCGUGCGCACGCGCAGAGGGCCGCAGGAUCCUUGGUGCUGUGGCGGUGUGGUUGAGUAGGGUGCUGCUUUCAGUCGUGUGGCCUUUGGGAACUCCGCGUAGCCACUGCCGCCUCCUCCUGUCCUCGCCAUGUUCCUCACUCGGUCCGAGUACGACAGGGGUGUGAACACUUUUUCUCCUGAAGGAAGAUUAUUUCAAGUGGAAUAUGCCAUUGAGGCCAUCAAGCUUGGUUCUACGGCCAUUGGCAUCCAGACAUCAGAGGGUGUAUGUCUAGCUGUGGAGAAGAGAAUUACCUCGCCACUAAUGGAGCCUAGCAGCAUUGAGAAAAUCGUAGAGAUUGAUGCUCAUAUAGGUUGUGCCAUGAGUGGGCUAAUUGCUGAUGCUAAAACUUUAAUUGAUAAAGCCAGAGUGGAGACACAGAACCACUGGUUCACCUAUAAUGAGACAAUGACAGUUGAGAGUGUGACCCAGGCUGUGUCCAAUCUGGCUUUGCAGUUCGGAGAAGAAGAUGCAGAUCCAGGUGCUAUGUCUCGUCCCUUUGGAGUAGCAUUGUUGUUUGGAGGAGUUGAUGAGAAAGGGCCCCAACUGUUUCACAUGGACCCAUCUGGGACCUUCGUACAGUGUGAUGCUCGAGCAAUUGGUUCUGCGUCAGAGGGUGCCCAGAGCUCCUUGCAGGAAGUUUACCACAAGUCUAUGACUCUGAAGGAGGCCAUCAAGUCUUCACUCAUCAUCCUCAAGCAAGUCAUGGAGGAGAAGCUGAACGCAACUAACAUCGAGGUACUGUUUCCUGCCUCAUGCCCAUUGCUAAAGACUGAUUGCAUCAAGAAAACAUAUUUUGCCUGCUCUGUUUUUAGGUCAUUGAUAGCAUUUGUAUCCUAAUCAGUGCUCGUGAAGUGGUGAUGGUGGGGGCCAGAGUGCAGUGCAUUUAAGAAUGAAGGAAAGGACUGAGUGUGCGUCUUUCUUAGGAUUGAUUAAACACAGCACUAAAGAAACAAAAUACAUGUGAUCAGUUUUGUUGUGGGCAGUUUGCCAGAUGCAGGGAAAGAGCAUAGGAAAUCCUGUCCCUAAGUGCUGCUGAUGAGGGCGUGGGUGGGAUGUGAGUGCAGUAAGAACAGCUUCCGUGUGAACCCAGGCCUAAGGAGGGUGUGAGGAAGCUUCCUGGAGGAGCUGCUAUCUGGAGGAGGGAGCCAGAGCAUACCCCAGGAGAGGAGAACAAUAGCAUUGCAAAGGAUCAAAGGACUGGGUGGGCUCAACAGUAGGGGGCUCCCUAGUGCUAGGCCCUGGGUUCUCUCCAAAGUCAAACAGGAUUUUUCUCUCUUUGCUUGUGGAAUGGGGGUGUGGCAAAUAAUAAAAAUUGGAAAGGCAUGGGUUGGAUUCUGAUGUUGUUAUUUAUGGUGUUAACAGUAGAUAGAAAAGGAGACAAUGAUGAGUACACACAUGGGUUUUGAAAUAAAUAGGAAAAGAUGUAUUUGCCUAGAGAUUGUUGGGUCAUUUGCUGAGUGGGUCAGUGUAAGUAUGAAAUUAAGGAGAGUGGGAAUAUCGAGGUACAAAGCAUUACAGGUAGGAAAAGGGGAGAUAGGAAUGAGGGAAACGAUUGCUGGACUACACUUAAAUAUUAGCUCAGGCUAGAGUAGCAGGUACCCUGGGAGACAUAACAUAUAUGAAUAUUUCUGCUUUAAAGAAAGUUUAAAAAGCAGGCUCUUAUGACUGAUGCUGUAGUCACAGCAUUAAUAACACAACAUUGUGUGUUAACUAAAGCACAUCAGCCCCCCCGGGAUGCUUGUUGGGUUGAGUGGUCAACUGAUCCCUGAUGAGCAGCUGAUUAGCUGGAGGCCACUUUGUUGCUUUCACAGACUGCCAUAAAGGGGAAGUUGGGUACUAGAAAUGGAGUCCACCAGAAGGUGAGGGGCCAGCUGUCAUUGAGCAGAAGUACGAAGGAGCUUUAAUUUAGCAUGGAAGGGAGGUUGUAUGUGUGCCUUUUGUCUUAAUUUUGACUCAGUGUAUCUUGAAGUUCUCCCAGUUGUACUAGUUGUCUCUUUACUGCUGUGGGGAUCCUUGGUGGUUUUAAAAUUUACAUUUUAAGAUUCUCCCUCUUGCUAGUCUCUCAGAUGUGAGAUCCAAUAACUAAUGAUGAUCUGAUGGUCUUGGUUCUGGAUGGGAGCUUCUUGGCCCCUCAACAGAAGGCAGAAGUCAGCUCCUGGUUUCACAGUGAAGGCCUGAGGCUACAGGGAUAGUUCUUUGUUCUGUCAGUGUAGAGUCUGCCUGGUCUGGGCUCAGUGUACUCAGUGACUUACCGAGUGACAGUCUCCUUCCUCUUCACUGCAGUGAGCUCUUACUGCAGGCUCCUCAGCCCUGAGAGCCUUUGGAAAGGAGGCCUGAGACUUAAAGCUUCAAAUGGGCAUCAUAAUGUCAGCUGUGUGAGAGCUAAAGAAAAAAUGACCUCAGCCUUGUAAUGACAGCACCUGAGGCAAAGAAGAGUGAUCCAAAAUUCCUGUCCAGUCCAGUCCAGUCCAGUCUGUGUAGCAAAUUCCAGGUUGGCCAGGAAUAUAGUAAGACCCUGUUUCCAAAAACAACAGAAAGUUUUCCAUUGAGUGUAUGUCCUGUCUUUUUAUAGACAUCGUCUUUGACGCAUAGUUUAUACAGGUAGCAUCAGCCCCCUUAGAUAUGCAAUCAGUGAGCUUGACAGCUGUAACUGCCACGGAGGUGAAGAUAGAAGCAUUUUUAACCCCUCUCCAGAGUGCCCUCCAGCCUUACUGUAGUCAUCCCAGUAUUGACCUCCACUCUUAGAACUGUAGGUUUGUUUUGCAUUCUAGAAUUUCAUACAAGCGUGGUUGCUUAAUGUGUGCUUCUUUGCGCCUUAAUUGGCAUAAUUUUGAAGUUCACCUGGUCAUAUCAGUGCCUCUUAGAUUUUACUGCUGUGGGUGGGAUUCCUUAGAGCCUGCUUUUUAAUGUCUAUUGUUAGGAGUUUUUCCAAACAAGAGCUGUAUUCAGUAUCUUUUUUUCUCCUUAUUUAUUUCUUAGUCAUUACCAUUUAUUUCUGGUUUUUAAUUCUUGAGACUGCUCCUGGCUGUGGUAACUCCAGCUUCUCAUGGCUUUCUGACCAACUCUAGAACUACCAUUUGACUAUCUAACAUUGUCACUCCUGCUUGACAGUCCUAAAUUAAAACCAUUUUUUUUCCCAGAAAAACCAUUUCUUCUCUUAAUACAUAUAUAUAUGUAUAUAUAAAGAUUUAUUUAUAUGAGCACACUGUAGCUGUCUUCAGACACAGUAGAAGAGGAAUCAGAUCCUAUUACAGAUGGUUGUGGUUGCUGGGAAUUGAACUCAAAAUCUCUAGAAGAGCAGAGCCAUCUCUCCAGCCUCUCCUAAUACUUCUAAUCCUGGUGGGUAACACCAGCUCACGCACUUGUCAUUCAUAUCAGAACCUACAAGACUUUGGCCCUUUGUAACCAAAUUAGUUUCUAUUGCCUUAUAUGAACCGUGUUGGUGUUUCUUCUCCACUGUGGUGUGUAGCGCUUUCUCUGCUUAAUGACUGGUGUAUGGUUGAGCUUUGUUUCCAGGUCUAUUUUAUUUUAAGCCCUGGGUGUUUUGUUUAUUCGUUGAUUUUUCGAGUCCAGGUUUCUCUGUGUAGCCUUGACUGUUCUGGACAUGCUUUAGACCAGGCUGGUCUCGAGCUCAGAGAUCCUCCUCCUUCUGCCUCCCAAAUGCUAGGAUUAAAGGCAUGUGCCACUGUGUUUGGCUAUUUUGUUUUUAUAGAAUCUUGUUAAGUGGGCCAGACUGUCCUGAAAUUCUGUGUAGCUCAGGCUAGUCAAAGUUACUGACCUCCGGACUCAGUAGCCUAGUAACUGAGUUUAUAGAUGUGUUCCACCGCAGCUGAGGCUCUGUACUUUAAAUGGCUGUAAUGUAUACACUGCAUGAGAUGUGAGCCGAUCCUCUUCGCCUCAUCUUCUGUUCCACCUGUCCUUACAGGUUACCUUGUCACGGUCUGUCCAGUUAAUACACACCGCAUAAAUCCUUUCUUUUCUGACUCUCUGAACACUCAGGGUUCCUGUUGUAACAGUAGGUGACAUUGGAAGCCUCUGGCACCGAGGACCCUCGGUGAGUGAAUAGGAGGAGGGCUUUAUCUGGAGUCCGGUUUUCUAGCACCUGCAACUAGUCCACACAUGGAUUAUUGAUGAGCGAGAGAAAGCAUCUGUGUAUCUGCUUCCUGGAGGUUUUUUGAACCUAAAGUGAAGUAAAUAGAAAGGAUUCUUAUUCAUUAUGUAAAUGCAUAUCAUUAUGCGAACGAUAUGGAUUAUUUUUACUUGCGAACUGAUGAGUAACUUCCUGAAGGCAGCACAGGGUUCAGAACCUGUUAGUAGUCAUUUGCCCCUGCUUCUGAAGGAUCUUCUUAUUCGGUUUGCCCAGAUUCUGUUUUUAUUCCCUGUAAUCCUUUGGAGGAUGACCCCUGGGACAUGAGUGACCCCACAAAACAGCCUCGUAGUGUUGAUUUCAUUUGUCAUGCCGCAUCUCUGUCCUCACCGACACUGCUCAGGCACAGCUCUACCUUAAGAGAAGUGGCAGUGCUAUUUGUAUGUGUGGUUCCCUAUAAUAGAACUCAUAGGCUCCAGAGACUAGAGCACAUUGCCUAAUACAGGUUUCUAAAGUAUUUUUGAAAUUCUUCUGGCAUUUUGUGUAAUUAGAUAUAUCUUUUGGGAGAAUCUACUAGACAGGCUUUGUGAAGAAGGCAGUUAUUUUAAUCUUUUCCCAGACCAGUUUAUUAGAUGUCUUCACCUGCCUGCCCCCAAAUUUUAUUUACUUACUUAAAAAGAAUAAUAAUUGUAGACUAGAUUGUGAUAAUUUUGUCUGCUAACUUUCAAAGUAACCCUAUUUUUAAAUGCUGUAGAGUGAGGCUGGGAGCUAGCUUAGUAAAACAGUUAGAGAGAUCUGAGUUUGAUUUUUCAGAAUCCAUGUAAAAAUGCCAGGCCCGAUUGUGUGUGCUUGUAAUCCCAGUGUUUGGGAAGUAGAGAUAGGUGGUUCCCAGAGGCCUGACAGACAGACAGACCGACAGACACUCUAGCCUACUUGGUGCGUUCCCAAGUGUUAAACAUCUGGGCAAAACAAGGUAGACAGCACCCAAGGAACAACAGGCUGCUCUGGCCUCCCUCUGCACCUAAACAUAUGAACACACAUGUUCACACAUACAAAGUACACUGUGUAGAAUUUAAGAUUAAAAAUAACAAAAUGAAAGAAAAAAAGAGAGACACAAGCAGACAGACCUGGAAAGAUGGCUUAGCAGUUAAGAGCAAGACCAUUGCAGAGAACAGGUUGUUCCCAGGAGCUGUGUAAUGGCUUACAACUGCCUGUAACUCCACUCUCAGGCAGUCUGACACUGUCUUCUGGCCACCAGGCUCCUACACACAUGGGGUGCACAUAAAAUCAUGCAGGCCCACACACAUUCACAUACAUUUUAAAAAAAUCUUUUUUUAAUUAAACAAGUACCAAAAUUGGUUAAGUCAAAGUAAUGCCUGUUUGUCAGGGUGGCUCCUAAACAUGAGAUUUUGUGCUGUGCAGGGAUGGUGUGUGUGUGUGUGUGUGUGUGUGUGUGUGUGUGUGUGUGUGUGUGUGUGUGUACACGCAUGUGUUUGUGCGAGUGUGCGUGCUUAUGCUGGUGUUGAUCUGACCUGGUGUGUGUGUGUGUGUGUGUGUGUGUACACGCAUGUGUUUGUGCGAGUGUGCGCGCUUACACUGGUGUUGAUCUGGCCUGCCGGCUGCUGGUUAUUUCUGAUACUCAGUGCUUUCCCAUUGUACUGCUACUGGAUUCUCUUCAUUCUUCCCUAAACCUAAAUUACAGGGUUUUUUGUCGUUUUGGGGUUUUUUGGUUUUUUUUUUUUUUUUUUUUUGGUUGUUGUUGUUAGGUUGCCACAGAUACAGCUGUAGAGAAAAUACCCAACAAUGAUAGCUAACAAUUAUUUGUUCCUUACUGAUAUCCUAGGCACUUUGCAUGAUUCAUGUUCAAUCCUUACUGCUACUCUGGAUAUUUAAGUGAGGAAAUAGUGACACAGGAUGGACAAGUAACUCAUAGUCACACAAGUUCAUUUUGGAAGUUGAUAAAUAUGCUUUAAAUAUAUUUCUUUGAGGCUGGGAAUAUAGCUCAGUAGGAGGGUACUUGCCUAGUACAUGUUGGAUCCUAAGUACAAUUUCUGUAUUCAGGGUGUGUGUGUAUGUAUGUGUGUACACAUUUAUUUUCUCUGUAUGGUGUGUAUAAGGGCAGGCAGACAUAACACAGCAUGUUUGUGGAGAGCAGAGAAAAACUCAUUAAGAUUCAGUUCGGUCCUUCCACAGCAGGAUCUGAGGUCCAGAUUCAUGUAGUCAGGGGCGGGUAACAGGUGUCUUCACUUCCUGAACCAUCCUGAGGGCUGGGUCCUACUUUAAAUAUUCUCCUAGAGGCUGGAGAGAUUGCUCAGUGGUUAAGAAUAUUAGAGGUCGGGGCUGGGGAUUUAGCUCAGUGGUAGAGCACUUACCUAGGAAGCGCAAGGCCCUGGGUUCGGUCCCCAGCUCCGAAAAAAAAGAACCAAAAAAAAAAAAAAAGAAUAUUAGAGGUCCUGAGUUCAAUUCCCAGCACCCACAUGUAAACUCAACCACCUGUAAUGGGAUCUGAUGCGUGCAGACAGAGCCCUCAUGUAAAUGAAAUACAGAAAUCUGUGUGUGUGUGUGUGUGUGUGUGUGUGUGUGUGUGUGCUUUGCUGCUGCUUUGCGAGCUUAUUGAAGUAAAAAGCAACAGUGAUGUCAGUUUGACUGUCACAUGGUGGAGUAACCUUAAAAUAGGAAAAUUGGCCCAUAAGACUUUUUAUUGAGUCAGGUAUUUUAGGGCCCUGCUUGCCUGUGAAGGAUAUCCUCAGACAGCAGAUCCUUAGACCCUCAGAAACAGCUGCAAGGACCCCAGCCAAGCUUAUUAACCCCUUUCUGUCUCUCCGCAGCUGGCCACAGUGCAGCCUGGUCAGAAUUU